Messenger RNA from Misgurnus anguillicaudatus (oriental weatherfish), 3616 nucleotides. RefSeq lists its product as uncharacterized. Gene Ontology annotation, biological process: inflammatory response; toll-like receptor signaling pathway. Gene Ontology annotation, molecular function: protein binding; signaling receptor activity. The record is from RefSeq and is a predicted model, not a curated record. NCBI's taxonomy places the organism in Eukaryota, Metazoa, Chordata, Actinopteri, Cypriniformes, Cobitidae. Gene Ontology annotation, cellular component: plasma membrane.
AGUGACACUGAGACGAGACAACAGAAUCACAACAGUAGAUUAAACUUGAGCUGGAUAAAAAUCACCCAGGAAUUGAAGAUGAAUUAUCUGUUCUCAUACUUCUUAUUGUUUCUAAGGACUUCAUGUGUAUUUUCUUGGCUUGUCGGGAAAUGUAUCGUAUACAACGAUGUGGUGGAAGAAUUUCCUUAUGAUAGAUCAUGUAUCAAAAAACCAAACACUGCAUUCUGCAUUCCAGUCACUGAUAUUAAAGAGGACCUCCGAAGACUUCCAUCAAAUUUACAGAACCUCUGCAUUGAAAUGGAAUAUGAGUAUAUUGGUGUCUUGGCUCCAGGUUCAUUUUCACGCUUCUCUUCUCUGGAAUACCUUGAAAUUUCUGGAUGUUUGUCCAAGAUCUCCCCAGAAGCUUUUACUGGAUUGUUAAAUUUAAGAUUUUUGGAGUUGUCUUCCACCUUAAGAGAACGCUGUUGUGAAGCAGCUGUUGAUUUCAGUGGUCUUCGUUCACUUAAAACUUUGUCUCUUUCACAAUAUAAUUUGUCAUCAAUGGCACCAAAUGUUUUUGAUACAAUUCCUCAGUUAGAGAUAUUAAGCAUAGUCGAUGUGUGUUUAAAAGAUCUGUCUGAGAUUCUGUGUCGACUGGGAAGUUUAAAAUCACUAAAAGUGUUUUAUCUCAAUGAGCAAGUUUUAAAAAGUCUUCUGUUCCCACACUGCUCCCUUUACAACACCUCUUACAGUAACACAUCUAUUGUAUACAAUAUUGAAGACGUUCAUUUGAGUUUAAGAUCAAUAGAGCACAUAGAUGAAGGGGCUUUGAAAGUUUUUGGAAAUUUAUCGGAUCUGGAUUGUGGUUUCAGAUCAGAUUUUCUCAGAGAUCUUUCUAUGACUGGAGUAAAUAAAAUCAAUAGCUUGCAUAUUUCUGUGGAUGUACUUAACAUGGAUGAGUUGUGUUACGCAGCAAAGCUAUAUUCUAUUAAAUCUCUAUAUGUUAAUUACCAGACUAUUAACUUGCCAGCUAAGUCUACAAAUAUCUCUGAAGGCUGUAAGGAGAUUAUACACAUUUAUCUCAAUCUAGUCAGAUUUUCUACAUUUGUACCUUUAAACAUAAAUUUAAUCUUUCAGUUUUUCAGCAAUCUCUCAACAUUCUAUGUAAGUGAACAAGUGCUCAGUUCAAAUGAUUUUCGAUCUCUUUGUUUGUCCAAUCCACAGUUAGUCGAACAGCUGUCUCUUAUGAAUCUAAACUUUAAUAACAUAAAUAAAAUAAUUUCUCACCAGUUCAUGUGUUUCACAAAUCUUGAGCAUUUGGAAUUAACUUCAAGUAAUAUUUCCAGCAUAGAAGAUUUUGCUUUCAGUGGAUUAGACAAACUAAAAAAUUUAAACCUCUUUAGGAACAAGUUAUCUUACAUUUAUCAAGACACAUUUAGUGGUCUAUAUGAACUGAUGGUCCUAAAUCUUCAAGAAAACCCUAUCAUUCAAAUUAAAUCAAAUUCAUUUGGACAUCUUAUUAACCUUUGCACACUUCUUCUGGGAGAUUUAAAGUUUUCACCUAACAUGUCACAGGUCAAGCUGCAUUUAUCUGAUAUAUUCGGAAGCGUCCCGUAUAAUCUGAGUCAUGUGUCAAUUAGUUCAGGCUUGAGACCAAUGCAGUUGAUCAUUGGUAAUAUAACACUGAAUCAAAGUCUUGACCUCCAAAUCAAAGGUCAAUAUGUGACAGUUGAGGAUUGUGACAGUCCACUCUUGACAUCUGUAGUCACACUUCAAAUAAAUGCAGAAUAUGUCAUCUGUGGAAAGGAGUUUAUUGGGAAAUAUGUUAAAUCAGUUGUUAAUCUGGAAUUCACAUCAAUGUUUUCAGACAAUAUUGGUGACUUAGCAGUAAUAAAUCAGCUUGUUCAUUUAAAAAACCUAAAGCUGGUAAACAUUGAUUUCUCAAAGCAGCCGAAUGUGCCAAUAAUGUUUCACAACUUGACAAAACUACAAACUCUGACCGUGGCAAACUGCAGAAUUUUCUUUUUGGAUGGAAGUCUGACAAAGGAUCUAAAGGCGCUGACAUCUCUGGUGUUUAGACCAUGGAAUGAUUUAAAAAUUCUUCCAACCUUUGUUGAACAGCUUACUAGUUUAAAAUUUUUCCAGCUCGAAGGGUUGCGAUUGCACUGCAGUUGUGAUAAUGCUUGGCUGAUCUCAUGGGUGAAUAACAGGCAGGUACAGGUUCUUAUGGAUAUGCCCACCAUGGAUGAACUUCAGUGUUUAACUAAGAAUGAAGUUGAACAUCUGAACUUUGUUCAUUACAUACAGGAGAACUGUUCAUUUGAUAUUGAAUUUGUGCUCUUCGCCUCAACUUCUGCUUUUUUAUAUUUGUUUAUGUUUGUAGCGUUGUCAUAUCAGUUUGUAGGGAAAUACAUAAUGCCUCUCUAUUAUAUUGCCAGCGGAUGGUUUAGAGAGGCGUUGCGUAUGGAUGCCAAACGGCAGUACCGCUACGAUGUUUUUAUUUCCUACAGCAGUAAGGAUGAGCGCUGGGUCAUGGAAAAACUUCUUCCAAACUUGGAGCAGCGUGGCCCUCCGUUCUUACGUCUCUGUUUACACGGUCGGGACUUUCAGUUGGGGCAAGACAUUGUGGAAAACAUCACAGACAGCAUCUAUGCAAGCCGCCGAACUCUUUGUCUUGUCAGCCGUAACUUCCUCCGUAGCACCUGGUGUACUUUGGAGAUGCAGCUGGGCACCUACCGGCUCCAGGUAGAACAGAGGGACAUUCUUAUCCUGGUCUUCUUAGAAAAAAUCCCCUCUCGCUUGCUAUCCUACCAUCACAGGUUGGCCAGGCAGGUAAAAACUAGGACCUAUCUGGACUGGCCAAUGGACACUGAGAAGCAUGAGGAAUUCUGGGACAGGUUAUGGUGUAAAUUGAGCUCUGAUAAAAGUAGCUAGACUUUACUUUACACUGUACACAUUUAGCUGUCAUGCACUCGCAUGGGCAUUUUUGUCCUUUUCAUUUUUUUGUCAUUUUGGUUGUGUUAAAGAAACACUAUGUAGUUUCCAUGUAAAAAUGACUUACAGCUCCCCCAUGUGGUUGAAAAGCGCAACAAUGCCUGGUAUCAGACACUCUUCUGCAGGCAGGGGGAGGGGUGGGGCUAUGUGCUCUACCCUCCACCGCCACUUUCAGAGUGUGCUUGUAGCAGCUAGGAGGCUGCUCAGGUUGCAGCAACAGUACAAUCUGUCCCGUUAAAAGUUGUUCUAUCACUGAAAUAAUUUUAGAGACAUUAUUUAAAGGUAAAAAAACUACAUAGUGUUGCUUUAAUGCCAACUGCAUACAUUUUGUUGAAGGUGUGUAUAUUUAUCUGUAUUUUUGCUUUCAUAAAUGUUUUUAUUUUAAAUGCGAAACACACUUAGGUGCUAAAGGACAAAAAUGUCCCCAUUGAAUACCAUUAUUUUAAUCUGCAAAUUUUAAACAUAAAUCAUGCAUUCUGUAUUAAAAUGCUUUUUUAAUGUGUGAAAUGUGAAAUGUGUUAUAUUAUUCCUUCUUUGCAUUGUUCUUCAUUUGUUAUUGGUUUUGUACAGUGUUAAACAUUUAUUUUAUUAUAUAAGUUCAGAAGCCCCUAUGUAAAUAUUAAUAAUUAUAUUUUAUGACCGU